AUGUUUCCGAAACCCUAUGAACAAGCUCGAGUUCGUAGUGAAGGAACUGUUGAUGAUACAUCGGACGUGAAACUUACGGGUGACGAUAAUGAACAAGCUCGAGUUCGUAGUGAAGGAGCUGUUGAUGAUACAUCGGAUGUGAAAUUUACGGCUGAUGGUUAUGGGUGUGAAGAUGAUAGUGUACAGUUUGUUGAGAAAAAGUGUCAACGUAAAACAACAGCGGACAUGUUCGAUUCUGAAACGAAUGUCGGAAAGUCUGUAUGUGAUAACGCAGCAGUUCGUUUGAACGAAUUUAUUGGACCUUCUCAUGUUUUUGUUGACAAAAACCCACUUAUUUCAACAACAACUAUAUCAACAUUUGGUUUAUCCACAUGCUAUUUCUAUUUGAUGUGUGUUGCUGUUAAGAAACAGUUCUCGGAUACAUGUGCCAAUGUUAUGGACAAUUUAAAUGAUCUUUAUUUUUUCGUGGGUGGUGGAGCCGUACUGACAUCGGAUAUUGUGCGAAGUGCAUGUUCAUUACUACUCAAUGCUGAUCAGCAAACUUGUACUGUAUUAAAACGAGAAUUUGGUAGCAGAAGUAUCAAUACGUUAUUUGACAAAUUAUUUAAUCGGGUCACUAUUCUGAAGGCCACUUCAUUUAUGUUAUCAAAUGAAGAGGAGUCUGUAGCUAGUGAUAUGGCUAUCAGUGAACAAACGAAAGUGGUCGACCCACCAUCAUAUACAAUUUUUUAUAAUUGUUUGUAUGAUGCUGGAUAUAUAACUAUCGAUUUCGGACGCGAAAAGCUAUUUAAUAUAGCAUCUAUGAUGUUUUCGUUAAGAUCACCAUCAAACAAUAACUUUGCUUGGAUUAUUGAUUAUGAAGGAAUUAAAAACAUAAAAGACAGCAUUGGUAAUCGACCAGAAGAACUGGCAAAACUGGAAAAAGCGCUAUGUUUACUAGAAAAUAGUUCUUUAUUCGAUCCAUGA
This is a messenger RNA of Rotaria socialis, 966 nucleotides long. The record is from the annotation of a GenBank genome assembly. Lineage: Eukaryota; Metazoa; Rotifera; Eurotatoria; Philodinida; Philodinidae.